CCUCCGGAUCGCAAUAUCGCAUGGUUCCUCUACUCCGAGAAUUCGUCCUCAUAAGCAGGAGCGUAAUCGACGCGUCGUGAGUUACAACUCCGCGAUUCGUGUCCGUAUUUGUGUGCACGCCUCGUCAUUCACGUCAAAGACGAUCUCGACUCCGAGGAUAGAAAGUUGCAUCACGAUAACGAUCGGGCGUCGUCAUCGACGAGAGCGUGAUGCGAGGGCUCGCGUUUCUGUUUCUUUUUUUUUUUUUUUCUUUAUUUUGUCCCUCUUUGUCGAGGACUUCCGAGACUGAAUCGCGCGGAGGUGACCGUCUGACGCGACGGAUUCCGGGUUAGUUGAUGCGAGCGAGGAGGAGAAUUUAGUGCGGCGAUAGUCGGAUUCGGGAGCGCUUCGUGCUUCUCGAACGCUCGUGUCCGCUUCAAUGGUGUCAACGCGAAAUCGCAGACUUCCUACCGCAACCUGUAUACUCCGUCUCUUCGCAUCGAGUUAUUUUGGCCGAACGUUUUAGUGUCUGUGUCAGAGAUGCUGCUUUUCCCCGGGAUCGAAGGAGAGAAAUGGACAGGGAUCAUAGAGAACAACGCAAUCAUGACAAUCUGAAUGAGGAGUCAGAUUGCAAAGUUGGAAUGGAUUUCCGCAAUCUCUCUCAUCAGCACGAUCGUAUGUCGGACAUGGAUACUGAGAGAGAUAUGGACAUCGAUCCGGCAGAUCGCAUGGAUUUGCACGACGACAAGUCUGAGAAAUUAGGGAGAAAUUUUCAUAAUAUAGGGCAUCACCCAGCUAUGAGGGAUGUAGAUAGGGAUCAAAAUAAUCACAUUGACAAUAUACACGAUGAUAAAAUGGACCACAAAUUAGGAAGAGAUUUCCGCAAUUUGGGUCAUCAUCCCGGAAUGGUUCAUUUGCAUCCCGGCAUGGAGCAUUUGAGUAACGAUGUACGUAUCGAUGUCGAGGUGAAGUUAGCGAGAGAUGUUCGUGGCUCGUUAGGUUUAGGACUAUCCUUAGAACUCUGUGUAGUUUGUGGAGAUAGAGCUAGCGGCCGGCACUACGGAGCGAUUAGUUGUGAGGGCUGCAAAGGUUUUUUUAAACGCAGCAUCCGCAAGCAAUUGGGCUACCAGUGCAGGGGAAGCAAGAGUUGUGAAGUUACCAAACACCAUAGAAAUCGUUGUCAGUAUUGUAGGCUUCAGAAAUGUUUGGCUAUGGGUAUGAGAAGUGACUCUGUCCAACAUGAGAGAAAACCCGUAUUAGGUGAAUCAGCUGCGACAAAAGUUGGUAAUCGUAGCACCAGAGUAAAACCGGAACCGCAACAACCUACACCAGAAAUACCCCCAGCUUGGGAACAACCCGAGAGUCCUAGUAUGGAAGAUCAAAGUAGCGAUAGCGAUCUCAGUGAUGCUUUAACCUUAGCUCGCGAGCGUUUACUCAUCUCCCAUGCAUUGGAUAGUAUGGCUAAACUUAUUGGUGAUACCGUUAAUGGUUCGAGCGAACCAGAAGAAGAAUGGACUGGUCAAUUAAUUUCUGAACGGAAUACAUUGUUCGAAUUGAGAGCGCCCAGUCCGGCACCCGUAUAUUUAUCUAUUCAUUACAUAUGCGAAAGCGCGGCUAGGUUACUGUUUUUGUCUGUACAUUGGGCGCGAGGAAUUCCAGCAUUUCAAGCUUUGCCAUCUGAAAUUCAAACUACUUUAGUGCGAAGUUCCUGGGGACAAUUAUUUACACUAGGUCUAGCACAAUGCGCAUACACACUGUCUCUUCCUAGUAUUUUAACGUCGAUAAUCAAUCACUUACAAGCUAGUAUCGCACAAGAGAAGAUCACAGCUGGCAAAGUAAAGUGUGUUACAGAACAUAUAUGUAGAUUACAGGAUUGUGUAAGUUCACUGCACAAGUUGCAAGUGGAUUCCGUUGAAUAUGCUUAUCUUAAGGCUUUAACACUUUUUAGCGCUGAUAAUAUCCUAGCAGGUAGCUGGCGUAAAAAGGUUGAAGUUCUGCAAGAAGCGGCAUGGACAGAAUUACAACAACGUGCGGGCUCUGAUAGAUUACCUCGUCUUCUCUUGAGGCUAGCGCCUCUCCGCUCGAUUAAUCCUAGAGUACUGGAAGAUCUUUUCUUCGCAGGUCUCAUCGGUCGAGUAAGUGUAGCUAGCGUCGUGCCUUAUAUCCUUACCAUGCAAGAUUAUAAAGCCGAAUCGGAAAGUCAUGCGGGGUGACGAAUACUGUCAGUGCAAUGUAAGUCGUGACCUAAGAUAGUAAUGUAUACAUAAGUGUUGGAUGCCUUGAACAUUUUCAUACAACGAGACGAAAGUGCAAGAGACAUGUGAGAAGUCAAAAUCAUUUUUUCUCUUUUUUUCAAAUGUCUCUGCACAAAGAUAUAAUAAUAUGAUUAAUAAACGCGCGCAUAAGUUCAAAUUGAUUAUGGAUAUAUGUGGAUUAUUACAGUAUAACACACACAUAUAUAUAUAUAUAUAUAUAGAUAUAUGUACAUAUAUCUAUGUUUAUAAAUUAUAGAUAUAUAUAUACUGUGUUAGCUAUCUGCAAGAUAUCUUAUUGUUUACAAUAAUUAUAGAUAUCCAAUAAAACCUCUUAUAUUUAUUAUAUAAAUGAACAUUACAUAAAACUUUCCCAAAAGAAUAUAUGAUAGUUUGACACUAUGUAGAAUAAAUUUUAAAAAGAGAAAUUUUAUUUGUAUACUCUUCUAGAAUAUACAAUUACAAUUUCAAGUGAGAGCUUAAAUAACAUUGCUUGUUAAAAUGAGCAAUCUCUGUGAAAUGAUAAUCAGGGAAAUGACUUUUAUAAUAUUUAUACAUAUAUACAGUUAAAUAAAAAUACAACAAUACUUUUUGUUGCAUUUUUAAGUAUCCAUGUAACAAAAUGUAUUAUCUCUUAAAAAUGAGCUUCUUUAAUUUAUUUCUAUAUAGAAACCUUAAUAUCUAAUAUGAAAUAUAAUUUCACAAAAAUUCUGUAUCGGCAUAUUAUUUACACAAAACUUGAAACAUGAUAAUGAUUCGUUUAUAAUGUGUCAUUAUUAAGAGUUGAGAAAUAGUCUGUUA
Cataglyphis hispanica is the source of this 3032-nucleotide messenger RNA. RefSeq names its product orphan steroid hormone receptor 2 (gene Hr78). Bases 552 to 2192 code for a protein of 546 amino acids. Gene Ontology annotation, biological process: anatomical structure development; cell differentiation; regulation of transcription by RNA polymerase II. The transcript has 9 exons. Lineage: Eukaryota; Metazoa; Arthropoda; Insecta; Hymenoptera; Formicidae. The record is from RefSeq and is a predicted model, not a curated record. Gene Ontology annotation, molecular function: RNA polymerase II cis-regulatory region sequence-specific DNA binding; zinc ion binding; nuclear receptor activity.